Elaeis guineensis (African oil palm) is the source of this 702-nucleotide messenger RNA. RefSeq names its product ubiquitin-ribosomal protein eL40 fusion protein. Gene Ontology annotation, biological process: translation. Gene Ontology annotation, cellular component: ribosome. Lineage: Eukaryota; Viridiplantae; Streptophyta; Magnoliopsida; Arecales; Arecaceae. Gene Ontology annotation, molecular function: structural constituent of ribosome; protein binding. The record is from RefSeq and is a predicted model, not a curated record.
CCUAGAGAGAAUAAGAGGAGCGCGCCUACAAAAUGGGACCGCCGCGGCUCCCGUGGCAGGUUUCAGAGGUGAAGGGAGUCGAGAGCGCGAUACUUCUCUGGAACGAUGCAGAUCUUCGUGAAAACCCUAACGGGGAAGACCAUAACUCUCGAGGUCGAGAGCAGUGAUACCAUCGACAACGUCAAGGCCAAGAUCCAAGACAAGGAAGGGAUUCCGCCAGACCAGCAGCGUCUGAUCUUUGCGGGAAAGCAGCUCGAGGAUGGACGAACCCUCGCCGACUACAACAUCCAGAAAGAGUCAACGCUGCAUCUGGUGCUGAGGCUGAGGGGAGGGAUCAUAGAGCCCUCUCUCAUGGCUCUGGCCAGGAAGUACAACCAGGACAAAAUGAUCUGCCGAAAGUGCUAUGCACGGUUGCAUCCAAGGGCUGUGAACUGCAGGAAGAAGAAGUGUGGCCACAGCAACCAGCUGAGGCCUAAGAAGAAGAUCAAGUAAAUGCUUGCAUGGAUGAAGUUCAUUUUGUUCUUGGAAUUCAGAUCUUUUAUUAGAUUAGCUUGGAAUUAAGACUUCCAUUUUCCUAAUUAUAUCAAUGACAGACUACUACUUGGAGCUUGUUUUGAGAACUAUUUAGUAGUUUUAACCGAUGAAGUUGGAAAAAAAACAAAGCUUUUUGUUGAAUUUUAAGUAGAUUUUUGCUUUAUUGUA